ACGGAGCCUGGUGUUCACGACUCAUCAAUGUUACAUGGUGUCAGACGAUAAAACAGAGGAAGAAAAUGGCGCAAUUUCAACCCCCACCGCAUUUAAGUCUCGAAGGCAAUCUUGCGGAGAAUUGGAGAAGCUGGAUACAGCGCGAUGAGCUGUAUUGCACCGCGAGCGGCAUCGAGGAGAAAUCCGAGAAGAGUCGAGGGGGAAGAUGGCGCCCACACACGUCCUGAGAUGCUGUCAGCGGGGUUUAGCAUGGAUACCUGUGGUUUUCAUCGCCAUGGUCGUCUGCUGGUCUUAUUACGCCUAUGUGCUGAAGCUUUGUAUAUGUACGAUCUCCAAUAUAGGAGAGAAGGUUGCCUACCUGAUCUUCUUCCACCUCUUUUUUGUGAUGUUUGUGUGGUCUUACUGGAAGACCAUCUUCACAAAGCCAACGAACCCUUCCAAAGAGUUUUGCCUGCCAAAGGCAGAGAAGGAGUGCUACGAGAAGGAGGAGAGACCGGAGUCCCAGCAGGAGAUUCUGUGGCGAGCCGCUUCCAGCUUGCCGCUUUACACUCGCACCGGAGCUGGUGCAAUCCGAUACUGUGACAGAUGUCAAGUCAUAAAGCCAGAUCGGUGUCAUCACUGCUCUGCAUGUGACAUGUGUGUACUGAAGAUGGACCACCAUUGUCCCUGGGUGAACAACUGUGUGGGAUUCUCCAAUUACAAGUUUUUCAUCCUCUUCCUGGCCUAUUCCCUGCUCUAUUGUUUGUUCAUCGCAGCCACUGUGCUGCAGUAUUUCAUAGAAUUCUGGACACUUUGCCGGAGGAAAUCAGUAGAGAACUGCCCAAAGAAUGAACGAGACCCUCAAGCCAAGUUCCAUGUCUUGUUUCUCUUUUUCGUGGCGGCCAUGUUCUGCAUCAGUAUUCUGUCCCUGUUCAGCUACCACCUGUGGCUGGUGGGCAAGAACAGAUCUACUAUCGAGGCGUUCAGAGCCCCAGUGUUUCGGACGGGCUCCGAUAAGAACGGCUUUUCUCUGGGUUUCCGGAAGAAUAUCGCUCAGGUCUUUGGAGACCAGAUGAGGUUCUGGCUGUUUCCAGUCUUCACCAGUCAAGGUGACGGUCUGACGUUUCCCACGCGUCUGGUCAAUGCUGAUGUGGAGCAGGCGACAGUGACUCUGCACCCUGCACCCAAUAAGAGUGCUGAAGUUACUGUGAGUCCUCUUAGUGAUUCACAGAAUCGUCUUCUGAACAAUGACCAGCAUGCCAACAACACCCUCAAGACAGCCGAGAGUGAAAACGUCACCAUCUCCAUGGAGAGUGAGUCCUAAUAAGGAGACUCUCCGCAGUCAUCUAAUAUGCCUUAAACCUCGCAACAGUUUGUUUCGUCACCAUGGAAACCAUUUCCCAGCAAAGACUCAUCCCAACUGAUCCAUUCACUGUAACUAUGGCAAUGCUUUUCUUUCACCCAUCUCAGCACCGUCUUGCGUUUUCCUGCCGGCGGUGUUGUGCUGCUGCAUCCACAGGACCUACCGCACAAGUCACCUCUGCUGUUCCAGCAGCAAUGUUUACUUGAGUUCUUAAACCAAAUGGAACAUCUAUAAAUGGUGAGGAAAAAAAAGAACGACUGGAGCCAGAAGCUGCUUUUUUUGUUUUUUAAUAAGCAUUUUUUAAUGCCAAAAUCUACCUGGAACCUGAAUUUGUGCAUCGCAAUGGACAGUUGUAGCAGGAAACGUUGGGGAGCUUUUUUUAAUUUUCUUAUAUCUUUUACUCUUUCAUCCUUUGAAGCUGGAUCAUGUAAUCUUUCCUAAACAAGCCGUCUGCAAUGUCAUUAUGGAUCAGAACCUGAGCUGUGUGUUUUAGUGGCCUGAACCAGAGCUAUACUCUGAAGACCGGCUUGGUUUUGGAUGUCAGAGCACAAGAGUGGUCCAGUUGCACUUCAGAGAUUAUCAAUGCUGCUUCUAUUUACAUGCACCCUUGGUUGGAUGGAUGCUCAAGUAUCGUGUGAAUCAUGGCGCGUUGUUUGUGUGUGUGUCAGUAAGUGAGCGCUUGACUUUAUAAAGAUUGGACUUUGUUUUUUCCCAUGUCAGUGUUUCUUUUUCUGCUUGGGGAGUUUGACCUGGGAGAUAUAUUUCACACAGUGCAAUAUGCUGCGUUCACUACCGUUUCUUCGUCUGCGUUAUGAUGCUGAUCUUUCUUUAUCAGUCACAAAUGUCAACUGCUCCUUCUCAACCGAGACACAAACAUCUGUUGCCAAAUAAGGGCUGACCCAUCAGGAGGUCUGACCAACAACCCUAAUGAGUUUACAGUGUAUUAGCUUUACCUUAACCUCAACGGGACAUGCCAUCCGAACCAAAUGUCUUUUUUUUUAAAGUUCUGCAACCGUUCCUCACCAUUUCUGUUUGCAAUUACCAGCAGUUGCCGCACGAGGGCGAUAAAGCCUCUGCAAGACACUACCGGUGAGGCACGGACGCGAGUUCACUUCGACGGCGUUAGAUGAAGCAGAAUGACAAAAAUAGCUUUUAAUAUACUGUCAGUUAACUCUUUAUUUGUAGUCUGUUUAAGUCUCUCCCCUCAGAUGAGUAUAGAAGAGAUGAAUGGCGGUGUCGUGGAGCAAAAACAUCCGGUAACAGAACGUUUCAAACAAAGUGGAAUUCUCCUCCAGUGUUGUUACAUUGAAUCCGAAUUUGUGCUGAAGAACAGAGAGAGGAUUUUGGUCAAAUAUGUUGUCAUUUUCUUGGGCUUCUGAUAUUUCUUUGACCGCACCGCUGUCACUGUCACUGGUGUACACGUUUACAGUCAAAUCAUGAAGAGUACCAGUGUCGUUGUGCAACGUAAUUCUUAAUAUUUGAUAGUUUUGCUUGAACGUUAAAAAAAAAAAUAAAAGACAGAACCGUGAGGGUAUUUUGCCAACAAUUUGUUUUUAUUUGUGAGAAUUAAAUAUGUGUUAUUUUAUAUUUCCUCUCUGGGUUUUUGCCUCUGAGACUAAAUUCAGUGUGUGUUUUGUAAUGCUUUUGUAUUAUCGUUGUCUCGGCUACAGCUAAUUUUUUUAUAAUUCUGUGUACAUAAUAUCAAUCAAACGCAUGGCACCUAACUAUUGUCAGAUGUUUUCAAAUGAGAUGCAGACAAAGGUUGAUGAUUUUCUCAUUUCUUUUUAAGUCUGCUCCACUUUGGUAUAUUUGUUAAAUGAAGCCAUAAAACUCCAGUUCAAGUGGAGAAAGUAUCUGAUGAUUUAUUUUUUAUUAUUUUCACAGAUAUCAUGACUCACUUAUCAAGAAAUGAGCUUGUUUUUCUUACAAUGUCCUGUUUUUCCGAUGUCUUAUAUCAAUAUUGUAAGAAAGACAACAUAUAUUUUUCUUGUUUGGUUCAUUUUCUGUUUUUUUUUGUGACUGAAAUACAUGCCUCUUAAAUGAUUAAUGUAUAAGUAACAAUAAAUGUCUUUUUAUAACCUCUGUGGUCCAU
This is a messenger RNA of Synchiropus splendidus (mandarinfish), 3434 nucleotides long. It is a transcript of the gene zdhhc20b, whose product is annotated as zinc finger DHHC-type palmitoyltransferase 20b. Gene Ontology annotation, biological process: synaptic vesicle maturation; protein targeting to membrane; peptidyl-L-cysteine S-palmitoylation. The coding region runs from base 206 to 1303 and encodes 365 amino acids. Gene Ontology annotation, molecular function: protein-cysteine S-palmitoyltransferase activity. Lineage: Eukaryota; Metazoa; Chordata; Actinopteri; Syngnathiformes; Callionymidae. The record is from RefSeq and is a predicted model, not a curated record. The transcript has 15 exons. Gene Ontology annotation, cellular component: Golgi apparatus; endoplasmic reticulum.